AUGGCGCCGACAAAGACGAAGCUCACACCCCCGAAGCACUCGAGCGAAGUGAAAGCUGCAAUUCCGGCCCCUCAUGUCCUUCUGUUGACCCUCAACCGGCCGAAGUCGCUCAAUGCGAUGACACCGACUAUGACCGAGGAUAUGACGAGGCUUUUGGAUUGGUUUGAAGAGGAGCCAGAACUCUGGGUCGUGAUCAUAACAGGCGAAGGGCGAUUAUUCUGUGCCGGUGCGGACCUCCUUGCAUGGAACAAGGACCAGCAGUCCAACACCUCGAACGAGACCUCAGAUGUCCUCCGAGCGAUCCACGGCUUCGCCUCCGUCUCACGACGGCAGUCCGUCAAGCCUAUCAUCGCCGCGGUCAAUGGGGGUGCGUACGGCGGCGGCAUGGAGCUCAUUCUUAACUGCGAUCUUGUCGUCGCGGCCGACGACGCUAAGUUUGCUCUUCCUGAGGUGAAGAGGGGUGUCGUUGCGAUCCAGGGCGGCAUCCCGAGGUUGACGCAGAUCGUCGGACAUCAACGUGCCUCGGAGAUGCUCCUGACAGGCAAGACAAUAACUGCCGUUGAGGCUCGGGACCGCUUUGGAUUUGUUAAUACCCUUGUACCCGCGCCCUCUGUUUUGAGUGCUGCGAUCGCACUUGCGCAGCAAAUUACCGCCAAUUCACCCGACGCUGUGCAGUCGACGAAGCACGCUCUGAUCCUCUCACAGCGCCUAGGCCACUCUGAGACGCUAUAUCAGCAUGUGCAAAGUCCGGAGAGCAAACAGGUGUAUAAAGGACAGAAUAUCAAAGAAGGCCUCAAGGCUUUCGCCGAGAAACGCACUCCGGUUUGGACCAAUCCCGCCAAGUUGUAA
Messenger RNA from Cyclocybe aegerita, 849 nucleotides. The record is from the annotation of a GenBank genome assembly. NCBI's taxonomy places the organism in Eukaryota, Fungi, Basidiomycota, Agaricomycetes, Agaricales, Hemipholiotaceae.